Cydia pomonella (codling moth) is the source of this 435-nucleotide messenger RNA. RefSeq lists its product as uncharacterized. The transcript is spliced from 3 exons. Bases 77 to 412 code for a protein of 111 amino acids. Lineage: Eukaryota; Metazoa; Arthropoda; Insecta; Lepidoptera; Tortricidae. The record is from RefSeq and is a predicted model, not a curated record.
AAUUUCUGGGAUUAAAUUAUUUUAAUGUUGCCUAGUGGUUAUUUCUGUUUGAUAUUAUUACGUGAUUAAACUCAAGAUGGGCUUUUUAGUACUGAUUUGUGCUUUCGUCUUGUUCAUCCGAGCGGAGUCGUAUGUACUCCUCACGGCCAAUGUAGACGAUAUCCACGCGAUCGCCAACCAGCUCUCCAAGUCUCCAGUCGUCAAGCAGCUCAAGGACAUCUGGCGUCGCGCCAGCAAAACCUUCAACAGCCAUUACUCGCGAUUCCGCGCUGAAGAUUCAGGUGAGGAUGGAGGCAGCAGGGAGAGCGAAAAUCCCGUCAUGAGGAGCCAGCGCCGCAAAACCAUCAACCACUUGGUGGAGCUCGGACGCAACGCAUCUAUCUAUCUCAAGGAAAUGUUCGACAGUCUUUGAAUCUGAAUAAACUUUAAGAUGUG